GUGUUUCGUUCAUGACUCGUUCAUCAGCUUGGCCUGUCGGUUUGCCAAGUUUUCGCCAUCGCUAGCCUUCAGAUCCAGACUAUUUCGUGAUCGGAAAAAUGCAACGAUCGAUUACAACGUUUUCGCGAAGCAUCUCUGCGUUAAGUCAAGUGAGAAUGGUUGGAGAACGUGGUUCGGGUGCUGGCAAGGGAGGAGGUAGUGGCGGUACUAUUCGUGAUGCUGGUGGUUCUUUCGGAAAGAUGGAAGCUGCCCAUGAGGAUCAAUACUUCUAUAAUCUGCAAAAGGAACAGUUACAAAAGAUGCGAGAGAGUUUGCACGAUGAGAUCUCAUUCCACGAGGAACAGAUCAAGCGUCAUCAGGAGGCUAUUAAUCGUCACAAAAAGCGAAUUACAGAUAUGGAUCAGAAAGAGUGAACAAAGUUAUAUUAGCGUGAUACUCCAGCUGAUUGGCGGUUUUAUUAUUGGUUUUGAUGUAAGAAAAUAGAUUGAAAAUAGUAGACCUAACGG
Molecule: messenger RNA, 506 nt
Organism: Mycetomoellerius zeteki
Lineage: Eukaryota; Metazoa; Arthropoda; Insecta; Hymenoptera; Formicidae
Product: ATPase inhibitor mai-2, mitochondrial-like
Exons: 3
Coding region: 99-413 (104 amino acids)
Biological process (GO): negative regulation of ATP-dependent activity
Cellular component (GO): mitochondrion
Molecular function (GO): ATPase inhibitor activity
Source: RefSeq, a predicted model, not a curated record